Messenger RNA from Abrus precatorius (Indian licorice), 506 nucleotides. Its product is annotated as stress-response A/B barrel domain-containing protein At5g22580. Lineage: Eukaryota; Viridiplantae; Streptophyta; Magnoliopsida; Fabales; Fabaceae. Bases 57 to 374 code for a protein of 105 amino acids. The record is from RefSeq and is a predicted model, not a curated record. The transcript has 2 exons.
GUGAAUAUAUAUAUUAGGCUGCUAGUAACAAGCUUUCCUUCACAAGUACGGUAGCCAUGGGGGAAUUCAAACACCUUGUAUUUGUUAAGUUCAAGGAAGGUGUGGCAGUUGAAGAGGUCAUAAAAGGGAUGGAGAAGUUGGUGAAGGAGAUUGAUGCUGUCAAGUCUUUUGAAUGGGGACAGGACAUUGAAAGCUUAGAUGUGCUGAGACAAGGUUUCACUCAUGCUUUCUUGAUGACAUUCAACAAGAAAGAAGACUUUGUUGCAUUUGAGAGCCACCCAAAUCAUAUUGAGUUCUCGACAACAUUUUCAGCAGCUAUUGAGAAUAUUGUGCUGUUGGAUUUCUCAUCUAAUCUUGUCAAGGCACAAGCAUGAUCCUGAUUCCUGAAGACAUUCCAGCAAUAAGGAUUCCAUCUUUACAAGUUAAAUCUAUUCUAGUGUACUUUGUACUCUUGUUUCGCUAUUUGUAGUUUUGUUAUGACUACGAGUUGGUACUUGCUCCAUAUC